GUGAAGCCAUGAACUAACAAUAAUAAUACACAUGUGGUCUGACGAUAAAUCUGAUUUUCAUACGUGGCAUACUAUGUGUGCCCCAUUCUAUAAACAAAUUGCUAAUCCAAAACACCAAUCACACUCCUCUCUCUGUUUUUUUCUUUUCUUUUGGCGUUUUCCGUUUGGUAAAAGAUUUCAUUUUUAUUAGCUUUUCAAGAUUCAGAGAUUCCUAAUUUGUUGGUAAAUGGAACCACUCAUCAGCCCACAACCACGUUUCCGCCUCCAACCCAUACCGGAAAAUCCCUCCUCCUCCUCCUCCUCCGCCUCCAUCACAAUCCCUCGCUCUAUCUCAAACACUUCCUUCUUCCAUGAAAUCUCCCAAGAACGUCUUCUCCUUCAUCAUCAAGACCUCGAACAAUCCGUACAAGACGACAAAGAAGACCAAGACUCAGACUCAGACGAAACAAAUCGCUUUUUAUCUCAGACAAGACCACUUCACCGAUCUCGUACAGCUCCAGCUAUGGUAAUCAUCAAAGACUUAAGAACCAAACCUCCAGAAACCAAAAAACCAUCACCAGUCUCUAAAUCCAUAAUCAGACAAGCGAUUUUCUUGCUAAUCGUCUACUUAACCUUAGGCGUUUCAAUCUACUCAUUCAAUCGUGACCACUACUCAGGAAUCGAAACCCAUCCUGUAGUCGACGCUCUCUAUUUCUGUAUCGUCACUAUGUGUACUAUUGGUUACGGUGACAUCGCUCCGUUGACUCCAUGGACAAAGAUCUUCGCUGUUGUUUUCGUCUUGUUCGGAUUCGGGUUCUUGGAUAUUUUACUCAGUGGUGUUGUUAACUACGUUUUGGAUCUUCAAGAGAGUAUGAUUCUCACCGGAAUCCAAACGAGGCAGCAUCAUCAACACCAUCAUCAUCAUAGAUUCUCUGCUAAAGAUUAUAUUAUUGAUUUUGAGAAAGGGAGGAUGAGGAUAAGGAUGAAAGUUUGUUUAGCGUUAUGCGUCGUCGUUUUGUGUAUCGGUGUUGGUGCUUUGGUUUUGCAUUUCGUUGAGGAAUUGGGUUUUGUUGAUUCGGUUUAUUUGUCGGUUAUGUCGGUGACUACUGUUGGUUAUGGUGAUCGUGCUUUUAAAACGCUUCAAGGGAGGCUUUUUGCGGCGGUUUGGCUACUUGUUUCGACUCUUGCGGUGGCGCGUGCGUUUUUGUAUUUGGCGGAAGCGAGAAUUGAUCGCCGGCAUCGGAAAGCUGUUAAAUUGGCGUUGAAUAGAGAAAUCACUGUUGAUGAUUUGCUCAAAGCUGAUACUUAUCAACAUGGUUUCAUCAGUAAAUCAGAGUAUAUAGUGUUGAAGCUUAAGGAAAUGGGGAAGAUCACUCAGAAAGACAUUGACCAAGUUGUGAUUCAGUUCGAGAAACUUGAUCCUAAUCAAAUAGGAAAAAUCACAUUACCUGAUCUUUUGGGGGAUCCUUUGUGACAGAAGAACAUUCUCUGUCUCUGCUUUUUUAGGUUUUCUUCUUAUUCAAUUAUCUUCUCUUUUUUUAAUUCCUUUUUAAAGAAAAAUAACUGAAUAUAUGUAGCAACAGUGAUUCAUACAAAGAAUUAUCUCUCAGUUUAUAAGAGAUAAUAUGAAAAUGUAUAUGCUUUAUUUUUGCUCUCUAUAAAAAAAUUAUGUUCAAAGAUAUUCGCUAAGCGCUAAUCAGAUGCUCGGGCAAGGUUGUUAACAAUUUUCUUUAUUUUAUUUUAUUUUUUAUUAUUUUUUUAAUAUCAAGAGGUUUUGG
This is a messenger RNA of Arabidopsis thaliana (thale cress), 1757 nucleotides long. It is a transcript of the gene KCO5, whose product is annotated as Ca2+ activated outward rectifying K+ channel 5. The transcript is spliced from 2 exons. The record is from RefSeq and is marked reviewed. Gene Ontology annotation, biological process: potassium ion transmembrane transport. Bases 227 to 1453 code for a protein of 408 amino acids. Gene Ontology annotation, molecular function: potassium channel activity. Gene Ontology annotation, cellular component: vacuolar membrane; plant-type vacuole membrane; membrane. Lineage: Eukaryota; Viridiplantae; Streptophyta; Magnoliopsida; Brassicales; Brassicaceae.